GAACUGCAGCUGGAGCAAGUGCAAGUGGGCUUCAGUUUCAUUUCCCUCUUGCGAUUUCGCCAAGAGUUUGGUGGCGCUCGUUGCAUAAGCCCCAACAAUUGCACUUGUUUUGCGGCAGAUUCAAUUUCAUCUGCCAUAACUUCGCCACUGCGACAAUGGGCCAACGGUUGCUUUGCAUAUAAAAGCUGGUUGAGACAAGCCCUUAGACAACAGUCGAUUGACAGCCACAGCCACAGUUCACAGCCCAUAUCCAGCUUCAGUUCCAGCAUGAGUGCCCUGUCUUCCAGCAUUGGCCUUUGCAUGUUCCUGUGUGCAUUGGCCGCUGUACAGGCUUCCAUCAUCGCCAGCCACAGCCAUCCCGAUGAGUUGAUCUCUAGUCCGGCUCAGUAUGAGUUUCAGUAUGCAGUCCAUGACAGCCACACUGGGGACAUAAAAGAUCAGUUCGAGCAUCGUCGUGGCGACUAUGUGACGGGCCGUUACUCGCUGAUUGAGCCCGAUGGUCAUCGUCGCAUUGUGGACUACACCUCCGAUCCGCUGCUGGGUUUCAAUGCUCAGGUGCGCCGUGAGCCAAUUGGGAGCGUCUACCAACGCUACUGAAGCAGACAACACUGAAGAGGAACUAUAAUAUACAUAUAUC
This is a messenger RNA of Drosophila guanche, 637 nucleotides long. Its product is annotated as larval cuticle protein A2B. Gene Ontology annotation, cellular component: extracellular matrix. The transcript has 2 exons. The record is from RefSeq and is a predicted model, not a curated record. Bases 268 to 597 code for a protein of 109 amino acids. NCBI's taxonomy places the organism in Eukaryota, Metazoa, Arthropoda, Insecta, Diptera, Drosophilidae.